This is a messenger RNA of Schistosoma mattheei, 1197 nucleotides long. NCBI's taxonomy places the organism in Eukaryota, Metazoa, Platyhelminthes, Trematoda, Strigeidida, Schistosomatidae. The record is from the annotation of a GenBank genome assembly.
AUGAAAAAGGAUUUAUUGUGGAAAUUUAUUUUACUUUUCUGUUUAAAAAUGAAUUAUUCCAUGUUUCAAGAUCAUAUUAUCACGUGGGAUAUUGAUAACAAAUUAUUUUCAUCAAACGUAACAAUGUUCAGAGUAAAAGAAGGUGACAAUAUAGUUUUUAUAUGUCCUAGUGAUGUGAGAAGAAGUCAAAAAUUAUUUUGGACAAUGAGCAAAGAAACGUACGAUGAUUGUGGUGCACCUAGCUCGUCUCAAACUGUGAAGCUAUUGGACUGCAGUCAAAGCCCCAAAAACACAGAGUUCAUUUUAAAAGUAGCACAGUUUUCGGAAAUUCCUUAUUCUCCACAUUUUCGAGAAAACGAUUUUGUUUACUUUUUGGGUCAGCAUGAUUUAUGCUCGAUUUACAAUCUUCGUAUUGCUGUUAAAUUAGUCCCAGCUAAAAGUGUAAAUAAUAAUCAAGAGUUAUCAACAUCAACUCAGAAAUUAAAUAAUUUUGUUAAUGACAAAGAUAAUUCUCCUAAUACUGUUACCUCAGAUACAUAUAAAUUAAAUCCACACAGAACUGAAACAUUAUCAGCAUGGACACGUUAUAGAUUUCUUCUCAUUCCAGGAUCACUUGGUUUUCUUACAUUGAUUGGAAUACAGGCUGUGAUUUGUGCAUUAUGGCAUCCAAAGAAGUCAACUCAAUGUAGAAUAUGUUGUUCAUCACAUAUAGUAAAUAAAUCAAACGAUACAACUAAUGAUACAAAUGAAAUAUCUAUAACACCUAUCGAAAUGUUAGAAACAUCAUUUACUAGAAAAUCAUUUGAAAAUCAUCAAAAUCAAUCUAGUCAAACAAAUACACUCAUAACUCAAUCAACUUUAAAUGAACAAUAUAAUAAAGAAAAUUUUAUGAAUAAUUCUAAACAAAAUUCUGAUAUUGUUAACAUUGUACAAGAUACGUAUACAUUAAAUAAAUGUAUUUUAGAUAAAUCACCAUCUACUAUUCAAGUAAUUACAAAUAAUGAAGUACCAAUUUUAACAAUACCAACAACACAAACAUCAUUAACAAAUAAUAAUUAUAAUGUACAGUUUUAUACUUGUCCAUAUCCUAUUGAUAAUAAUUUAACAUGUUUAGUUCCAGUGAAAGUUAAUAAAUCCACUGACAUCUUUUCUACUGAUAUAGUUAAUUUAGGAAGUGUUAUUAAUAUAUCUGUAUAA